Molecule: messenger RNA, 1886 nt
Organism: Phyllostomus hastatus (greater spear-nosed bat)
Lineage: Eukaryota; Metazoa; Chordata; Mammalia; Chiroptera; Phyllostomidae
Gene: PLK5
Product: polo like kinase 5 (inactive)
Biological process (GO): mitotic cell cycle; protein phosphorylation; regulation of cytokinesis
Cellular component (GO): cytoplasm; spindle pole; centrosome
Molecular function (GO): ATP binding; protein serine/threonine kinase activity; protein binding
Source: RefSeq, a predicted model, not a curated record
GCUGCGCCAGUGUCCGCGCCCUGCUCCCCGCAGGCCCCCGCCGGGAAUGGAGCCCAGCUCCCGGCGGCGGGGCAGUUGCCGCCCGCUGGUCUCCCCUUUUCUGCGCGACCCGGCCUCGGGUCGCGUCUACAAGCGCGGGAAACUGAUCGGCAAGGGUGCCUUCAGCCGCUGCUAUAAGCUGACCGACUUGUCUACAAGCAGCGUGUUUGCUCUCAAGGUGGUGCCGCGUCGUGGGGCCGGAGCUGGGGGUCUGCACCCCUGUGGGAAGGUGGAGCGAGAGAUUGCCCUGCACAGCCGCCUGCGACACCGCAACAUCGUGGCCUUCCAUGGGCACUUUGCUGACCGUGACCACGUGUACAUGGUGUUGGAGUACUGCAGCCGCCAGUCUCUGGACCAUGUGCUGGAGGCGCGGCGGACUCUGACAGAGCCUGAGGUACGCUACUACCUGCGGGGCCUGGUCAGCGGCCUGCGCUACCUGCACCAGCAGCAUAUCGUGCACCGAGACCUAAAGCUCAGUAACUUUUUCCUGAAGAAGAACAUGGAGGUGAAGAUCGGGGACCUGGGGCUGGCUGCCAAGAUGGGGCCAGGGGGCCGAUGCCACAGAGUGCUCUGUGGGACUCCAAACUUCCUGGCCCCAGAGGUUGUCUCCAGGAACGGGCACUCCUGUCAGUCAGACAUCUGGGCUUUGGGCUGCGUCACGUACCUGGUUCUGACUGGCUCCCCUCCCUUCAUGGCGGCUCCCCUGUCAGAGAUGUAUGAAAAUAUCCUAGCCAGCCGUUAUCCUGAGCCUACCCACCUGUCACCCAAUGCCUGUCGCCUCAUUGCGCGCCUGCUGGCACCCAACCCAGCUGAGCGGCCCAGCCUGGACCACCUACUGCAGGACGACUUCUUCACACAGGGCUUCACUCCAGACCGGCUGCCACCCCACUCCUGCCACAGCCCACCCAUCUUUGCCAUUCCCCAGCCUCUGGGCAGGCUUUUCCAGAAGGUGGGCCAGCUGCUGCUGAGCCAGUGCCAACUACCCUGCCCCCAUACUCCCAAUGAGGCCUCGUGUCCAGGAGAAGAUGGUUCAGACCCUGAUUCCAUGGAGUUGGGCAUUGAGGCUCCCCUAUUAGAGAGAGGGGCUCCCCAGCCUGAGGUCUCAGUCUACCUGCUCAACCAAGGGACCCUCCAGAGUGACCCAGCUGGGCCUGCGGGGAGCUCAGUGCAGGAGGUGGAAGAGGCCGUUAGAAACCUGCAGCUCUGCCUGGACCCUGGGCCUCCAGCCAUGCAGGGACCCCCAAGAGAACAGCGGUCCAUCCUCUGGGCCCCCAAGUGGGUGGAUUAUUCCAGCAAGUACGGCUUUGGCUACCAGCUGUUGGACGGGAGCAGUGGUGUCGCUUCGGGAUGGCACCCACAUGGCCCUGCGCCCCCCAGGGGGGAGGGGGACCUGCCUGUGCCCACUGAGUCUGCUAGCCCCAGCCUCUGCCUGCUGCGCUUCCUUGUGUCCCAGCAGGCCCUGCUGCUGUUCUUCAGUGAUGGAACCCUGCAGGUCAGCUGCAGUGGAGACCAGGUUCAGCUGGUGCUGAGUGGUGGGGGCGAAGAGUUGCUGCUCACGGUCUGGGAACGGGGCCAGCCUCAUACCUCCUACACUCUGGGGAUGUUGCAGAGCCACGGCUGUCCCCCAGCUGCUCGCCACCACCUGCUUCAUGCUCUCCGCAUGCUGCAGAGCAUCUAGCGCCCCCUAGGGUCAGACUGGACCUCUGCAUGUUGAUGCCAGGGACCCAGGCUCCAUUUCUGUUCUCCUUGCUCUAGAGGGGAUGUCCUUGGGGGUAGUUGGUGGGGAGCAUGCAGGUGCGUGGGAGGUGGGGGUUCUUGCCUCAUGGCGUGACUGUUCAACCCAGACU